Molecule: messenger RNA, 1138 nt
Organism: Hibiscus syriacus
Lineage: Eukaryota; Viridiplantae; Streptophyta; Magnoliopsida; Malvales; Malvaceae
Exons: 4
Coding region: 177-965 (262 amino acids)
Source: RefSeq, a predicted model, not a curated record
UGAAAUAUACAAACAUUGAUGAAAGCCAUACAUUCGACCAUGUCUUGCAUUUUAAAGAAAACCUCCCGCUCAAAACGGAUCGGUAUGAAAAUUAUAGGAACGUCAGGUUUCUCUCGUUUGGAAAAAAAGAAGAGAAUUCCAGGUUGCUGCAGUUUCCGACAACCGCCACGAAGAAAAUGCCAGGGCCAGGACCGCACCUCAUGUAUGCAAUGAGCUCUGGCAUAGCUCUGACGCACCUCACCAAGGGGCGUUUCACGCCUCACCACACCCUCAUUUACGCUCUCAACGCCUUCUUCGGCCCAGACAUGGGCUCCUUCUCUGAAUGGCUGAGCUCCACUUUCUUUGACGGAAAUUCCGUCGUCUCUUCUUUAGGCGAUGAAAUCCAUCACCCUUUUUAUUAUGUGGUGAUUCUUGGUUUUCCUUUAUGCGUUUUCUAUUCUUGGCUAUCAAACGAAUUGGUGGGAACAAGGAUACUUGAUUAUGGUUAUGGGGUGCCACUUUCAAGGUUGCAGGCCUUAUUCUUGAUAGCAGCUGGUUCAUUAUCACACUUUUUUCUUGACCACUUAUUUGAGGAAGAUGGUCACACAAAAAUGUAUACUUGGAUAAUGAGCACCGGCUGGUGGAUAAACCGAGCACCUGUCAACCCAGAUGCUGUCAUAGUAGUUGGCUUCUUAUGCAUUUGUUUGAUUGGCGGCUUCAUUUACAUCAACAGUUCAAAGUUAAGAAAGUCAACUGCGAGAAAACAAUCAUGUGAAUCAAUGAAAUUGAUACUGAUUAUAGGAAGCCUGUACUGCUUAUGGUGUGCAAGCCAAAUAUAUUGGAUGAGCCCUCGUCGCCCACCGGUUGGCGAAGAAGCUGAUCUUGGAGUUCUCGUAUUUAUGGCCAUCUACUUUCUUCUUCCUCACUGGCUCUGUAUUUUAUCCAUGGACCCUAUUCAUCUUCGCACACAACGCUUCCCUGUAUAGUUUGCAUUCUGAGGCAGGGUGAUCAUUGCUCCCCCUACAGAAUUUGAAUGGGAUUAUUUCACUCGGCUUCUUGUACUAUAUGAUCCUAAAUUAAUCCCUAUACUCACAUUGUGACUAAUUUAAUUUCUUUUUAAGGAAACAUGUAAAAUGAAUAGAUUUAAAGUGACAUGAUU